This is a messenger RNA of Pyrus x bretschneideri (Chinese white pear), 1421 nucleotides long. Its product is annotated as 2-oxoglutarate-dependent dioxygenase AOP2-like. Gene Ontology annotation, molecular function: dioxygenase activity. The record is from RefSeq and is a predicted model, not a curated record. The transcript has 3 exons. NCBI's taxonomy places the organism in Eukaryota, Viridiplantae, Streptophyta, Magnoliopsida, Rosales, Rosaceae. Bases 49 to 990 code for a protein of 313 amino acids.
UAUUCUCUCAGUAAAAAUACUGGUAGCCGAAAAACCCUAAAGCAAGAUAUGGGUUCUGAAGUUGAGCAAAAGCUUCCUGUCCUAGAUUUCUCCAAGGAGGCUCUGAAGCCAGGGACCAACUCAUGGCUCUUGGCAUGCAAAGAUGUUCGACGAGCACUUGAAGAGUUUGGGUGUUUUGUAGUGUUGUAUGACAAAAUCUCCGAUGAAUUUCGCAAUGCUCUCGUUGGUUCCCUUGAAGAACUAUUUAAUCUUCCUACCGAGACCAAAAUGACAAACAAAUAUGAAAAGCCCUUAAAUGGCUAUGUGGGACAAAUUCCCAAACUCCCUCUCCAUGAAAGCAUGGGCAUCGACUGUGCAACCAAUUUUGAGGAGACUCAAAAAUUCACAAAGCUUAUGUGGCCUGCUGGAAAUGAUAAAUUUUGUGAAAGAGCAUAUGCGUUUGCAAAUGUGGCGGAGGAGUUGGAUCAAAUGGUGGCUAGAAUGAUAUUUGAGAGCUAUGGUGUGGAGAAGUAUUAUGACUCAUAUGUUGGAUCGAUCUCUUACCUUCUUCGGAUCUUGCAAAAUAGAUCACCCAAAGAAAAUGAGCACAAUCUUGGCUUCGUCGCUCAUACUGACAAGAGCUUCACAACCGUACUUUAUCAGAAUAAUCAGGUCAAUGCUCUGGAGGUUGAAACAAGGAACCACGAAUGGAUUAAAGUAGAGUUUCCACCUUCAUCCUUCAUAGUCAUGGCGGGUGAUGCCCUAAUGGCAUGGAGCAAUGACAGGAUAUUAUCUCCUAAUCAUCGAGUUAUUAUGAGUGGGAAUGAAACAAGAUACUCGUUGGCACAGUUUGCAUUUAGCAAUGGCGAGAUACAUGUACCCGAAGAGCUUGGCAAUGAAGAACGGCCAUUACGCUACAAGUCGUUUGAUCAUCCUGGACUACUACGUUUCUUUCGCUCUCAAGAUGGUUAUAUUUCAAACAGUGCUAUAAAAGCCUACUGUGGUAUUUGAACUAAACCUUGCAGCUAUGAAGUAUAUUGCUAGCUGUGGGUAUAUUGUUAUUGUGUGCUCAUUUCAAGUGUUGGUUUGCUGGAUUGUCUAAUAGUACUAUUGUAAUUGUAUUUUUUUUUCUUUUUGGUUGUGCGUGGCUCUAUUUCUUAUUUGUUUUUUUUUCGUACGGAUAUGAAAAUUAAUAAAUUUGUAUUUCCUAAGAGCAAGCUAAUUAUAUGUGUGCAAAAAGCAUUUUUCUUAACUGUCAUCAAUGUGAUACAUUUGCGCCAUUGCCAAACAUUGAGAAAAGAAUACUAUUACACCAAGAGACGGACAUUUAUUUAUUUUCCUAGUUAAAUCAUACCAAGAGCUAGUUGGUCAUUACUAGUGAUUCCAAAUUGUGAACUAAAUAAAGAGAGGAGGAUAUAUAUACUAAUUACUAAGGACAAGAA